This is a messenger RNA of Lolium rigidum, 2731 nucleotides long. Its product is annotated as putative receptor protein kinase ZmPK1. The transcript has a single exon. The record is from RefSeq and is a predicted model, not a curated record. NCBI's taxonomy places the organism in Eukaryota, Viridiplantae, Streptophyta, Magnoliopsida, Poales, Poaceae. Gene Ontology annotation, biological process: protein phosphorylation; recognition of pollen. Gene Ontology annotation, molecular function: ATP binding; protein serine/threonine kinase activity. The coding region runs from base 83 to 2524 and encodes 813 amino acids.
GUGUACCGCUAGCCGGUUCCUAUAAUAGCACCAUUUGUGAUCAUUUCAAAGACCGACUCAAUGCCUCGAGCCUGCAACAAAUAUGGAUACACGCUUUACCCCUCUCCUUCUAGUAAGUUUGAUUCAUCUGCUUUCACGCAUCUCGGCUCAUGAAUUCCUCUUGCCAGGCACCUCUCUCUCUGUAGAGGAUAGUUCUGACACACUCCAUUCACCAAACGGUGCUUUCACCUGCGGCUUCAACAACAUUUCCCAUAAUGCCUUCGUCUUCUCUAUUUGGUACACCAGCACAGCUGAAAAGACUGUCAUCUGGAGCGCAAAUCACCUCCACCCUGUGUACUCGUGGGGAUCUGAAGUCAUGUUAGAUACAGAUGGCAGAUUGGCUGUAAAAGAUUAUAAUGGCCAGCCCGUGUGGGAGAACCAUGUGAACUCUUCAUCAAGUGCCGAAAAAGCUCAGUUGUUGGACACAGGAAACCUCAUCGUGAAGGGCCAAGGUGAUAUCAUUCUAUGGCAAAGCUUUGAUUCUCCUACUGAUACGUUGUUACCCAAUCAGAACAUUACUGCUACUACAAAGUUGAUAUCUGCUAAUAGGUUACUUGUUCGUGGAAACUACAGCUUCCGUUUCGAUGAUGAGCAUUUGCUUACACUGUUUCAUGAUCGCAAGGAUAUCUCUUUUAUCUAUUGGCCGGAUCCUAAUACAAAUAUAUGGGCAAAACAAAGAAACUCAUUUCAGACCACCACAAUUGGGGUCCUUGAUAGUUGGGGGUAUUUCCUUGGAAGUGAUAAUUUAACUUUUAAUGCUACUGACUGGGGUGUCGGAGUUAUGAGGAGGCUAAGAUUGGAUUAUGAUGGCAACCUUAGAUUAUACAGUCUAAAUAAGCCAGAUGGAAGAUGGUCGGUCACAUGGAUGGCAUUUCUUCGGACCUGUUCUGUACGUGGUUUGUGUGGUAUGAAUGGAAUAUGUCUGUAUACACCUAGGCCUUCUUGUGCAUGUGCCCCUGGACAUGAGAUCAUCGACCAAAGUGACCGGAGCAAAGGUUGCAGGCCGAAAUUCAACCUCAGUUGUGAUGAACAGGAAAUCAAAUUUGUGAAGCUACCGAGCACUGACUUUAGAGGAUAUGAUCAAAGUAAGUACCCUGUAGUUUCCCUCCGUGCUUGCAAGAAAAUAUGCUGGAAGGACUGCAAUUGCAAAGGUUUCUUUUACUUGAAUGGAGACGGAAGCUGCUAUCCAAAGUCGUUCCUUGGUGGUGGUGUAACUAGCCCGCAGUUAGCUGGUUCUAUCUAUCUCAAGCUUCCAAAGGCAUUACAGGUCUUAAGGUCCUCAAUUCCUCACUCGCAACCUUUUGGUCCUAAAUAUGUUCCUAAAUGUGAUGAAAAGAACAAAAUUUUCACUGUAGAUUUUCUGGAUGAAUCUAAGAGUAUUCAGAGUGGACCACAAUACUUGUACUUCUAUGGAUUCCUAUCAGUGAUAUUUUGUGUGGAGGUAAUAUUUGUGGCACUAGGAUACUGGUUUAUUUUGAGAAGGGAGGGCAAGCAGUUAACAGGAGUAUGGCCAGCUGAGGUUGGCUAUGAAAUGAUAACAAACCAUUUUCGCAGAUACACUUACACGGAGUUGCAGAAAGCUACACGACAGUUCAAGGAUCAGAUUGGGAGAGGGGCAUCUGGUUUUGUAUACAAGGGGGUCUUGAAAGACAAGAGGGCAGUGGCGGUGAAAAGGCUGGCAGAUAUAAAACAAGGUGAAGAAGAAUUCCAACAAGAACUGAGUGUGAUUGGAAGGAUUUACCAUAUGAAUCUGGUGAGAGUUUGGGGAUUCUGUACUGAUGGUCCACACAGGAUAUUGGUUUUAGAGUACGUUGAGAAUGGCUCGUUGGAUAAAACUCUAUUCAGUAGCAAGGGCUCACAUAUCUUACUUGAAUGGAACAAAAGAUUUAAGAUUGCUCUAGGGGUUGCAAAAGGAUUGUCCUAUCUUCAUCACGAGUGCCUGGAGUGGGUUAUCCACUGUGACCUGAAGCCUGAGAACAUUUUGUUGGAUGAGAAAUUGGAGCCAAAGAUCACCGAUUUUGGCCUUGCAAAACUUCUGAAUAGAGGUGGAUCCAAUAAAAGUGUGUCGCGGAUCCAUGGAACUAGAGGUUAUCUAGCUCCUGAGUGGGUCUCUAGUGCCCCAAUAACAGCAAAGGUUGACGUCUACAGCUUCGGAGUGGUUCUCCUGGAACUACUGAAGGGGGCUCGUGUUUCAGAAUGGGCAUCAGAUGCUGAUGAGGACGUGGAAAUGGUCCUCGGAAGGGUUAUUAGGAUGCUUGCAGAAAAUCUGAUGCUGGAUGGCGGCGAACAGUUAUGGAUCGCUGACUUCAUUGAUUCCAGGUUGGACAGACAGUUCGAUAAGGUGCAAGCAAGAACAAUGGUCACUCUGGCUGUUUCAUGCGUAGAAGAAGAUAGUAGGAAAAGGCCCACCAUGGAAAAUGUUGUCCAGAUGCUUCUUUCGGUUGAUGAGGCCAGUGGCAUUGUUCAGCAGUAUUCUACCAGCUAAAAAAGAGUUUGAUGUUUGGUAUAGUGCGCAGAAUCUAUGCAUAUUCUUGGAUCCAAAACAAGAUACAUAUGAUGUGUAUCUAUGUAAAUCAAGAACUGCAUGAACCUCUUGUAUACCAAUAUUUGUGCAAAACAUAUGCUGUACAUAUUGUAAGAAUUUGUGAUUUACCAUUAAUGCAAGAUAUGUUGACGGUGUGGCUUUUUUUCC